This is a messenger RNA of Neurospora hispaniola, 1545 nucleotides long. RefSeq lists its product as uncharacterized. The transcript is spliced from 2 exons. The record is from RefSeq and is a predicted model, not a curated record. Gene Ontology annotation, molecular function: protein binding. Lineage: Eukaryota; Fungi; Ascomycota; Sordariomycetes; Sordariales; Sordariaceae. Bases 1 to 1545 code for a protein of 514 amino acids.
AUGGACCUCCAACCCCCAACACCAGCCGCAGCUCCAAUCGACCGUCUCUCCCUCGCCUCCCUCCCCAACGAGAUUCUCGACCACAUCUUCUCUCUCCUCCCCCUGCUCGCCAACUCCCCCGCCAUUGCGCCCUGUUUGCGUUCCAUCUACUACAUAACCGACACCCUCGCCUCACCGCGCUGGCGACGACUCGAGUCUUCUUCCACUCUCGACGAGGAAAUCGAGCCUGAAGACUUCACCUGGUCCCCAACCGACCACCCGAGGAACUGGCUCCCGCACUACGUCCACCACCCACAAGGUUCAGGACGCAUCGACCUCCUCUCUCAAGAAUGGUACCAGCACCGCCACCGCCCGCUGAUAAGCCAACACCGGCGCUCAGCAGACCAAAUCGCCCUCGAUCGGCAGCGGUACGAGGACCUCCUACUAGACCAAGCCCAGUUUUUGGCCGUGGACCACUCGCCUGACCGCGACUACGACGGCAUCGUCAUGUGCUGGGAACAGUUCCCUGCGCUGGAACACAUCACCAUUGCGGCGUGCAGGGAGCUGAGUCUCGCUGCGCCGCUGAAUUCCGUGGCGUUGCAUAGCGAUCGGAACCCGUUUCGGUACGCGCCGUGGCGGACGGCGUUUCCGAGCAUUUCCACGCCCGAGACGGAGGAGCGGGCCUUGCGGUCGUUGGUGCGGUACUUGGAGAUCCAGUCGGUGGUGGGAAAGGGAAAGGCGCCAAGGUUGAAGACGCUAAGGAUCAAGAAUCUGUCGUGGUGCGUGUUGGAUGAUCCGGGUUUGUUCUUCUCGCCGAUUGUGGAAAAAGCGCUGGCGAAUCUGACGACGCUGGAGAUUCAGAUUCGUCAUGGGAAUCCGAUUCACAUGGCUGCGAAAGAGUGUAUCCCGCCCAUGAGCCAGACGAGGCUUUCCCAUGUUAUGUCGUCAGAGAAUGUGCGCGCAUUCUUGAAAUCGCUGACGAACUUGCGACAUCUGACGUUUGAAAGGGAUAGAAUUUGGUACCGCGAGGAGCACAUGAUUCCAGAGGGUGACGGGUAUAGGUGGUCGCUGGGGGACAUAAUCGAUCCGGAAUCACGGUGGCCGCACUUGCAGUCCUUGUCGCUGUCACACUUCAACGAUUGUGAGAGGGAGGAUAUCGAACAGAUCAUGGACAACCAUGCCGACACGCUUUGGAAGGUGUCGUUGGGGGACGCUAAUCUCAGGACAACGUCGUGGGUGAAUCUGGUGGAUUACUUUUACCAGGAGAAUCAGAGGCGAAUUGCAGGAUAUGAUGGCAAACCUCUGUACCAUCUGGAGCUAUGGGGUUGCCUCAGAGGUACCAGAGAAAAGGACAUCACGGGGCAGCAGCAGCCUGGUACUCCAGAUCACACAGGAGAGAGAGAAGAGUGGGCUUUCUGGCGUGGGGACCCGCAUAGCUGGGAACUAGCGAGGUAUGUGUAUGGGAUUGUGUUCCAGGAGUCGAACUUCGCAUGGGAACAUAGGGCACUCUACGCUCGUAUAAUCGUCGGCGAGCGCGAAGAGGGACUCGGAGGGCUAGAAAAUUGA